AUGGGGCCGAGUGGCGCAGCCGCGGUGGCCGUGGGGCUGUGGGUCUUGGUGACGGUGGGCGUGGCGGCGGACCCCGAAGUGGUGGAGCCUCCGCGCCGCCUCCUCUCACACUACCGCUCCCUGGACCCCCGGGCGCUGCUGGCCAUCAAGGCACUGAGGGACCGCUAUGAGGAAGAGACGCUGAGCUGGAGGCCGCGCAACUGCUCGUUCCGCCGGAGGAGGGACCCUCCGCGGCCUUCCUCCCGUGCGCUGCUCCGCCAGGUGGCCCGCGGCCUCGCCGACGCCCAAGACGUGCUGAGCAGCCUGCCGAGCCCCGAGCUGUUCCCCGGCGUCGGCCCGACCCUGGAGCUGCUGGCGGCCGCGGGGCGGGACGUGGCGGCCUGCAUCCGGGCUUUGGUCUGCGGCUGGGAGGGUGAGGGGCGGAGUCACCUGGGAGGGGAGGCUCGGUUCCCCGCCGCCUGCAUUGACCUCCUGUUCUCCCUCCAGCUCGAGCUGGUCCGGCCAGGCUCCCGGAGGAAGUCCCUGCGGCGGCCCGGGAGGCGUCCCCAAACUCGCACAGCUGGUUCGCCUCGGUGCCACGAAGCCACCGUCAUCUUCAACCUCCUGCGCCUGCUCGCGUGGGACCUGCGGCUGGUGGCGCACUCGGGUCCUUGUCUGUGA
Molecule: messenger RNA, 660 nt
Organism: Eubalaena glacialis (North Atlantic right whale)
Lineage: Eukaryota; Metazoa; Chordata; Mammalia; Artiodactyla; Balaenidae
Product: interferon lambda-4-like
Exons: 5
Coding region: 1-660 (219 amino acids)
Biological process (GO): innate immune response; positive regulation of immune response; cell surface receptor signaling pathway via JAK-STAT
Molecular function (GO): cytokine activity
Source: RefSeq, a predicted model, not a curated record